Messenger RNA from Schizosaccharomyces japonicus yFS275, 1759 nucleotides. RefSeq names its product WDR55 family WD repeat protein. The record is from RefSeq and is a predicted model, not a curated record. The transcript has a single exon. Lineage: Eukaryota; Fungi; Ascomycota; Schizosaccharomycetes; Schizosaccharomycetales; Schizosaccharomycetaceae. The coding region runs from base 390 to 1547 and encodes 385 amino acids. Gene Ontology annotation, cellular component: nucleus.
GCAUUUUGUUUCCUCUUAGCUACUAUGACCCCCACCUUCCACACUAUUCCCACUACACACUGAAACAGAACUCUUACUAACAGUGCAAAACAGUCCAAGGCCUUUGAGUCCGGAACUGCUUUUCUCGUGUUCUUCAUUCUUUAGCAUUGUACUGGUUACUCGGUGACUCGUUAUUCUUUCGUUACGUUAAUACAAAACUUGUCUUGGUCUUAGGAUUCCCUCUUUUAUCCUUGAACUAUCCACUGUCAUUUAUCAUCUAAGGCUUUUUGUGUUUUUUCUGUUCUGGGGUUUUUCAUUGUUUUAGAAUUUUUUGGAUUAUUUUGUUACUUUACUGCUUUUGCAUCCUCGUUUACUCAUCUCACAUUUAUUUUUUUUUUGGUAUAAAAAACAUGAUUCACAAGUUUGACAAAGACAUAUUCGACUUGGCUGUUACUGGUGAAGACUGUUUCGUAGCAGGUUUCUCCACCGGCCAUGUUGGUGCUUAUCAGUGGUCCAUGGAAACAAAGUCUGUGGUAGAGCUUUGGUCAACAAAAAGACACAAACAAAGCUGCCGGUCUGUUUCUGCCAAUCGCUCUGCCAACACAAUCCUCACUGCUGGUUCUGACAAAGUGAUAAAGCUUGCUGCAUCUGAAACCGGCCGUGUCUCGGCCAAAUGGUCCGCUUCCACAGCCAGCGAAGCUGGUACUUCUGGAGAAGCAUACAGUGUAAUCCAAUGGCUCAAUAACGAUAUUUUCGUUACUGGUGAUGAUGCUGGACAGGUGGGAGUUUGGGACAGUCGAACGAAAAAAGGUGUGAUUCGCUUGCAUGAUGAUCACAUUGAUUACAUUUCUUCCAUAACUCCUUUCGACGACCGGUACGCUGUCGUCACAAGCGGUGAUGGCACGCUUUCGGUGAUCGAUGCCCGUAAUCCCAAGAAGACAGUCGUUAGCGAAGACCAGGAGGAUGACUUAACUUGCGGAUCCUUUGUACGCACAAAUCAUGCUCACAAAAAAUUUGUUGUUGGAACGGCUGCUGGCGUCGUUACAUUGUUUACUAAAGGUGACUGGGGAGAUCAUACUGACCGUAUCCUGUCGCCUCUGCCUCGUUCACAACAAUGGUCAGUCGACCAGAUGGUUCAGGCAGACUCGGAUUCCGUAUUUGUUGGAGGAGGUGAUGGAGCUGUUCGUCUGCUUCACAUUUUGCCUAAUCGUUAUGAACGAGUGAUCGGCCAACUGGAAAAGGAUGCUGGUGUCGAUACUUUAACAAAGAGUGACGAUGGUCAAUAUGUACUCGCUAGUAGCGGAUCUGACUUGGGCAUUUGGAAGUUUGAAGAAGAAUCCGAAUCAGAGUCUGCGCCAAGCUCAGACUCAGACUCAGGUUCUGAUUUGGAGACGGAGUUGUCUCAGGAAAAACAAAACCCGUCUUCCAACAAUGAAGGUUCCGAACAGGAAGAGGAUUCUUCCGACAGUGACUUUGAUGAGCCCACGAAGAAGAAGCCCAAGAAACGCAAAACGAGCAAGCCACCUGCACGAGAUUUAGUGAAGACAGACUUCUUUAAUGACAUGUAACAUGUGUAGUUCAACGAUGUCAUAGGGAAACUGAGGUCAAAUCAGUGAAUGUACGGUAAAGCAUUACGAAAACGGCCACAGAGCCUUACUUCCAAAACAUUCUGUUAUUUUCCGUAUUAUCUUCCUCCAGGCCAUCACCACUUUUUGACUUCUUAAGAAAAAAAAAUGUUAAUUCUAGCUACUCAAAGUAACCUACAAAUGCUAUGUAGAAA